AUGAGUACUACUACUACUACUACUACUACUACUACCGAUAACUUACGUGACUUUACCGGCAAAGUAGUAGUGAUUACCGGUUCGAGUAGUUGUAUCGGAGCCGCUGCUGCCCUAGAGUUUGCCACCGCUGGGGCACAGGUAGUAGUGGUCGGCCGUAAUCGGGAACGGAUAGCCUCAGUGGCCAAACAAUGUGCGGAUAUAUCACCCACCGGGUUGGCCGGUCUGGAAAUAGUUGCCGAUAUUACCGAUGACGAGGACUGCAAGCGAUUGAUUGAUGAAACUAUCGGUGCAUUCAAUCGUUUGGAUGUAUUGGUCAACAAUGCUGGGUAUGGUGUGUCCGCUGCGGUAACCGAUGAGGAUUUUACCCGAAAAUUAGACCAAAUGAUUGGAUUACAUGUCCGAUCGUUGAUUCAAUUAACCAGACUAUCGGUACCCUAUUUGACCAAAACUAACGGUAAUAUUGUUAACAUUUCAAGUUUGGCAGCAUUUCAUUAUACCAAAUCUUUUGGACCGUACUGUAUAGCCAAGUGUGCGCAGGAUAUGUAUAGCAAGUGUGCGGCCGUCGAACUGUCCAAACUGGGCAUACGGGUCAACACAAUCAAUCCCGGCCUAACCCGUACGGGUAUUAUGACUCAAGCAGGUGUACCGCAACUGGUGUCCGACCAGUUGUUUGACAAAUGGGGCUCAAAGUUACCGCUCGGACGCCCGGGCGAUGCCCGUGAAGUGGCCCGAGCUAUACGUUUUCUGGCCUCAGGGGAGGCUUCGUUCAUAACGGGUACCGGUUUGACGGUAGACGGCGGCCAUUUGGCCGCUAAUACUGACCUGACUGUCGACGAAGUUAUUGCUAAUAAUUUGAAAUAA
Messenger RNA from Oppia nitens, 861 nucleotides. Its product is annotated as 3-oxoacyl-[acyl-carrier-protein] reductase FabG-like. Bases 1 to 861 code for a protein of 286 amino acids. The record is from RefSeq and is a predicted model, not a curated record. The transcript is spliced from 3 exons. Lineage: Eukaryota; Metazoa; Arthropoda; Arachnida; Sarcoptiformes; Oppiidae.